UCUGCAUGGAGAGAGCUAGCCGAGUGGUUGUGUGGUUGCGUCUCAGAGACCAGUAGCGCUAGCUGCAUGGCUGACCAACUGACCGAAGAACAUAUUGCAGAAUUCAAAGAAGCUUUUUCACUAUUUGACAAGGAUGGGGAUGGAACUAUAACAACAAAAGAAUUGGGAACUGUAAUGAGGUCUCUUGGGCAGAAUCCUACAGAAGCAGAACUGCAGGACAUGAUUAAUGAAGUAGAUGCUGAUGGUAAUGGCACAAUCGACUUCCCAGAAUUUCUGACCAUGAUGGCAAGAAAAAUGAAAGAUACAGGCAGUGAAGAAGAAAUUAGAGAAGCAUUCCAUGUGUUUGAUAAGGAUGCUAAUGGUUAUAUUAGUGCAGCUGAGCUUCGCCACGUGAUGACAAACCUGGGAGAGAAGUUAACAGAUGAAGAGGUUGAUAUAGAUGAUCAGGGAAGCAGAUACUGAUGGUGAUGGUUAAAU
Molecule: messenger RNA, 477 nt
Organism: Erinaceus europaeus (western European hedgehog)
Lineage: Eukaryota; Metazoa; Chordata; Mammalia; Eulipotyphla; Erinaceidae
Product: calmodulin-alpha-like
Exons: 1
Coding region: 67-462 (131 amino acids)
Molecular function (GO): calcium ion binding
Source: RefSeq, a predicted model, not a curated record